GUGCUUACCUGAUUUGACUCUCACCUUUCUCACGAAUGUCGGAUUCAGAAUAUGAAGAUGAGGUUACUGACCUUUCCAACCCUGACGUCACUACUAAGUAUAUUACCGCUGCUGGCAUCACCAACAAGGCAUUAGAGCUCGUCAUGAACGCUGUCAAGCCCGGUGCUGACGUGUAUGAGUUAUGCCGACUCGGUGAUGACUUUAUUGAGGAACAGACGGCUAAGUUGUAUAAUAAGAAGGUUAAGGGCUCUGUAGUCCCCAAGGGUAUUGCUUUCCCGACAUGCAUCAGCAUCAACGAAGUCGCCGGUCACUUCAGUCCACUUGAAGGGGAGUCGGUCACUAUCAAGGAAGGAGAUGUCGUCAAGGUCGAUCUUGCUGUCCAAAUUGAUGGUUUCAUCACAGCUGCUGCUAACACAGUCCUCGCGGGUGAUGCUAAAGUCUCUGGCAAGGCGGCUGAUGUCGUCAUGGCCGCCCAUACUGCUGCUGAGGCCGUCCUUAGGAAGGUCAAACUCGGGAACACCAAUACUGACAUCACCAACUUGAUGCAACAAGUCGCUGAUGAGUUCGGCGUUCAGCCCAUCCGAGGUGUCCUUAGUCAUCAGCUCGAGAAGCACAAUAUUGAGGGAGAAAAUGCCAUCGCAUCCAAGUUCACCGAGGAUCUCAAGGUUCCCGAGUUCGUGUUUGGCCUCAAUGAAGUGUAUUGCUUAGACGUCCUCAUGUCAAGUGGUGAGGGUAAGGCUCGUCCAUCUGCUGAGAAGCGCACUACUGUUUAUCGUCGUGCUCCCGGCAGGAAUUACACCCUUAAAUUGGCCCGCGGGAGGCAAUUCCUUACUGAAGUCGACAGACGAUUCCCCAGCGGGGCAUUUUCCCUCGCUGAUUUCAAGGACAUCACUGGUGCUAGAUACGGCGUUCAGGAAGCUCUCAAGCAUGAGCUUUUGCACGAAUAUCCGGUUCUGUGUGAAAAAGCCGGCGAGAUUGUAGCUCAGUUCAAGUUUACUGUAUUGAUCCUUCCGGGAGGAACUAAGAAGGUUGCUGGACUCCCCUUCACUUCAGCUGGUCAAUUCGAGAGCGACAAGAGUGUUAAGAAUGAGGAGUUGAAGUCACUUCUCGCUCAGAGUGCUAAUCCUAAGAAGAACAAGAAGAAGAACAAGAAGGCGGCCGCCAAGACAGAGAACAGUGCUUAA
This is a messenger RNA of Perkinsus marinus ATCC 50983, 1184 nucleotides long. Its product is annotated as proliferation-associated protein 2G4 metalloprotease, putative. NCBI's taxonomy places the organism in Eukaryota, Perkinsozoa, Perkinsida, Perkinsidae. The transcript has 10 exons. The record is from RefSeq and is a predicted model, not a curated record. The coding region runs from base 36 to 1184 and encodes 382 amino acids.